AUGGCUCCACGCUCUUCGCGCGCGAGUGCUGCUGGGGCUGAUCCAGACACCUCGAUGGCCGACGCUUCUGAAAUCAGAGAACCGUCCGUCGACCCAAUGGAGGUUGAUGAGACCCCCGACUACACAGAAGACUCUGACACGAAUCCCAAUACCACUGCCAGCAGUGUUGUAGCAGAGGCGGAUGGUCGAAAGCGCAGAUCCGAAGCAACACAGCUACGACGAAGUGUCUUUGGAAAGAAGCACGACGUCUUGGGCGAGAGCAAGGAAGAUGAUUCUAUCAGACGUUUCCGAUACCUCCUUGGUCUUACAGAUCUCUUCAGACACUUCAUCGAGACAAACCCGAACCCUCGCAUUAAAGAGAUCAUGGUGGAAAUUGACAGACAGAAUGCCCAGACUGAGAAGGCCGCGAAGAAGGGCACCAACCGAAAGGGCGGCGCAGCUAACGACAAGCGUAGAAGAACGGAGGCCGAGGAGGACGCAGAGCUGCUGAAGGACGAGAAAGUUGGAGGAUCUGCCGAGACAGUGUUCCGGGAGUCACCAGGCUUCAUCCAGGGCGGCGAAAUGCGCGAUUACCAAGUUGCAGGACUGAACUGGCUUAUCUCUCUUCACGAAAAUGGUAUCUCUGGGAUCCUCGCCGACGAGAUGGGUCUUGGCAAAACGCUGCAGACAAUUUCUUUUCUUGGGUACCUAAGACAUAUCAUGGAUAUCACUGGCCCACAUUUGGUGGUGGUCCCCAAAUCAACACUUGACAACUGGAAGAGAGAGUUUGCCAAAUGGACCCCAGAGGUCAACGUUCUGGUACUCCAAGGAGCCAAGGACGAACGUCACACGCUCAUCAACGACCGUCUUAUUGAUGAGAAGUUCGACGUCUGCAUCACAAGUUACGAAAUGAUUCUCCGCGAAAAGUCUCACCUAAAGAAGUUUGCUUGGGAAUAUAUUAUCAUCGAUGAGGCGCACCGCAUCAAGAAUGAGGAAUCCUCCUUGGCCCAGGUCAUUCGUCUCUUCAACUCCCGAAACAGACUUCUGAUUACCGGUACACCGCUCCAAAAUAACCUGCACGAGUUGUGGGCUCUACUCAACUUCCUCCUCCCUGAUGUUUUUGGUGAAGCCGAGGCCUUUGAUCAGUGGUUUUCGGGACAGGGAGCCGACCAAGAUACUGUCGUCCAACAACUUCAUCGUGUCCUUCGGCCUUUCUUACUCCGUCGUGUCAAGAGCGAUGUCGAGAAGAGUUUGCUGCCAAAAAAGGAGAUCAACCUGUAUAUUGGCAUGUCUGACAUGCAAGUCAAGUGGUACAAGAAGAUUCUCGAGAAGGAUAUCGACGCAGUCAAUGGAGCUGGUGGCAAACGCGAAUCCAAGACGCGCCUGCUCAAUAUUGUCAUGCAACUCCGAAAGUGCUGCAACCACCCUUACCUGUUCGAAGGCGCUGAGCCCGGACCCCCCUACACGACCGAAGAGCAUAUCAUCACUAAUGCCGGGAAAAUGGUCAUGCUUGACAGACUGCUCGUUCGCCUGAAGAAACAAGGUAGCAGAGUCUUGAUUUUCUCUCAGAUGAGCCGACUGCUCGAUAUCUUGGAAGAUUACUGUGUUUUCAGAGAGUUCAAGUACUGUCGUAUUGAUGGUGGUACUGCCCACGAGGACCGCAUCGCAGCCAUUGACGAUUACAACAAGCCCGGCUCUGAGAAAUUCGUGUUCCUCUUGACGACUAGAGCUGGUGGUCUGGGUAUCAACUUGACUAGUGCCGAUAUCGUGGUUCUUUUCGACAGCGACUGGAAUCCUCAAGCAGAUCUCCAGGCCAUGGACCGAGCCCAUCGAAUCGGUCAGACCAAGCAGGUCGUCGUUUACAGAUUCGUCACCGAGAAUGCCAUUGAGGAGAAAGUCUUGGAGCGCGCUGCCCAAAAGCUCCGUCUUGACCAACUCGUCAUCCAACAAGGUCGCGCUCAGACUGCCGCAAAGGCUGCUGCCAACAAGGAUGAAUUGCUGAAUAUGAUUCAACAUGGUGCCGAGAAAGUUUUCCAGUCGAACGGCCCAACUGGUAAUCUUGCCGACAAGGGAACCGAACUGAACGACGACGAUAUCGAGGAGAUCUUGAAGCAUGGUGAGAAGCGCACAGCAGAGCUCAACGCUCGAUACGAGCAACUCGGCAUCGACGACUUGCAAAAGUUCACGUCCGAGUCAGCAUACGAGUGGAACGGGCAAGACUUCACCAGCAAGAAGAAGGAAAUCGGCAUGAACUGGAUCAAUCCUUCGAAGCGUGAACGAAAGGAGCAGUCCUACUCGAUGGAUAAGUAUUACAAGAAUGCUCUGCACACUGGCGGUCGAACUGCGGAUCCGAAGCCAAAGGCCCCCCGCGCGCCAAAGCAAGUGACUGCUCACGACUAUCAGUUCUUCCCUGGCGCGCUUCGAGAUCUGUACGACCGCGAGAAUGCCUACCACAAGAAGGCGAAUGAUUACAAGGUCCCCCUCCCCGAAGGCCCGGAGGAUGAGCUUUCCGACCGCGAAGCUGAGCGUGCUCUGGACCAAGCAGAAGUUGACAAUGCUACGCCACUCACUGAGGAAGAGAAAGCGGAGAGAGAUAAGUUGUCGAAGCAGGGAUUUGCGGACUGGAACCGCAGAGACUUUCUGCAAUUCGUCAAUGGCUCUGCUAAAUACGGUCGGAAGGACUAUGAAGCCAUCGCCAGUGAGGUUGAUAACAAGACGGCCGAAGAUAUCAAGGCAUAUGCCAAGGUCUUCUGGCAGCGAUAUACCGAGAUUCACGAUUACAGCAAAUACAUCAGCAUGAUCGAGGCCGGCGAGGAGAAAACCCGCAAAUUAGAGCAUCAACGCAAGAUGUUGCGCAAAAAGAUGCAACAAUACCGGGUCCCUCUCCAACAACUCAAGAUCAACUACUCCGUCUCGACUACAAACAAGAAGGUCUAUACCGAAGAGGAGGAUCGAUUCUUGUUGGUGUUGAUAGACAAGUACGGCGUUGAGAGCGACGGGCUUUAUGAGCGCAUCCGUGACGACAUUCGUGAGAGCCCUCUCUUCAGAUUUGACUGGUUCUUCCUCAGCAGAACCCCCGUCGAGAUUAGCAGACGAUGUACCACUCUCCUGACAACUGUUGCUCGCGAAUUCGAGGAUCCACCAGCAACCAAGAACGGUACCAAUGGGAAAGGCAAGCGAGAUCUGGAGGAUGACGAGAACGACGAAGACAGCAUCCUGGGUAUGGAGCCUGUGAAGAAGAAGUCCAAGAACGGCGCCAAGAACAAGGCCAUCGACAACAUCAAGUCCAAGGCAACUUCGGCAGCUCCCUCGUCAUCUAGAGCAUCUAGUGUAUCGACGACGGCCGUCACCCCACCCGCCGCGAAGGGCAAGGGCGGCUCAGGAAAUGGGUUGAUUACGGAACGGAACCCUGAACGCUCUCUUUCGCACUAUUUAUGGGUCAAAAUUGGGAGGGAUUAUGGGGGGCGUAGUCAUGAAGGCGCGAUCGUUGAUUUGGCGUAUGGAGGGAGAUUCUGCUGUGGGUGUUGUCGUUGUUUUGCGGCGCAAGAAUGGUGGCAGGCUUCAUGGAUACACUUGAUUGAUACAGAUACACUUGAUUAUUCUUUAAUUAUGGUACCGUUCCUUGCUAGUCACUACUCCUGCACCUUCCUAAAACCUCCUCCCUUUCCCUUUCCGCGGGUAUCCGACUCGACUCGACUGGACUCGAUUCGAUUCGACUCGUCUCGUCUCGGCUCGUAUCCCAGACGGACUCAAAUGCACACCACACCAGGCCUCCGUCUCCUCUCCAACGCAUCCUUCAAAGCCACUCCCCGACGACGAUUCUCCUCUCCGCCCUUAUCACUACUACUGCUACUACCACCACUACCACCACCAGCACUACUAGCAGCACAACAGCAGCAGCAGCAGCUGGGCGCCAAGCGAUCGUUCGCUAUGACGAGCUCGUUGCCGUCUCUGUCUUCCCGAGACCCGCGACGGUUUGCGCCGAUGAGCCUUGGUGCGGGUGCGGGUGCGGGUGCGGGUGCUGGUGCUGGUGUGGGGGAAGGAGGAGGCCUGCCGAGGUUGAGGGGGGUGAUUUUCGAUGUUGAUGGGACGAUUUGCCUCCCCCAAAACUGGAUGUUCAGCCAGAUGCGCACAGCCCUCGGCAUCGACAAGGGCACCGACAUCCUCGACCACAUCCACUCCCUCCCCACGCCCCAAGAACAAGAAGCCGCGCACGAGAAGAUCCGAGCCAUCGAGCGCUCCGCCAUGUCCUCGCAGGAGCCCCAGCCAGGCCUCGGCGCCCUGGUCGACUACCUGGACGCCCGCGCCAUCCCCAAGGGCAUCUGCACCCGCAACUUCGACGCCCCCGUCACCCACUUCCUCGACCGCUUCCUGCCCGGGAAGGAGUUCGCGCCGAUCGUCACGAGGGACUUCAGGCCGCCGAAGCCGAGGCCCGAGGGUAUCUGGCAUAUUGUUCAGAGUUGGGGCUUCGUGGGCGAGGAUGGCGGGCCGGAUGCGCGGCAGGUGAUUAUGGUUGGGGACUCGAUAGAUGACAUGACGGCCGGCUAUACAGCUGGCGCCGCGACCGUCUUGCUCGUCAACGAGGUAAACGCGCAUCUUGCUGAUCACGAGCAUACGGAUUUAAUCGUGUCGCGAUUAGACGAGCUGAUUGACAUCCUAGAGAAUGGCUUCGUGGGGAGGAUUGGGAGGGGGGAGGAUAGUAACACGGGGGCUCGAGCAGAGGGCGUUCUGAGGAAUAAGAAGGCCGAAACUGUCAUAAGCGAGCAGACGGACUAG
Messenger RNA from Drepanopeziza brunnea f. sp. 'multigermtubi' MB_m1, 4755 nucleotides. RefSeq lists its product as uncharacterized. Gene Ontology annotation, molecular function: histone binding; nucleosome binding; DNA binding. Lineage: Eukaryota; Fungi; Ascomycota; Leotiomycetes; Helotiales; Drepanopezizaceae. Gene Ontology annotation, biological process: nucleosome organization; regulation of transcription by RNA polymerase II. The record is from RefSeq and is a predicted model, not a curated record. Gene Ontology annotation, cellular component: nucleus; chromatin.